Messenger RNA from Iphiclides podalirius (scarce swallowtail), 1698 nucleotides. The record is from the annotation of a GenBank genome assembly. Lineage: Eukaryota; Metazoa; Arthropoda; Insecta; Lepidoptera; Papilionidae.
AUGGGAAGUUCGUAUUCAAGAUCGUAUUCGCCCAAUUGUGGGGUAAAUAAAAAUGGAAACGAAAACCGUGGAACAAUAUCACGUACUGAGUCCAGCAGCCAGUAUGUUGAAUCGGUUGUUUGCAAAGCAAAUGACCUGAAAGAAAAUGAAAUGAAAGUGUUUGAUAUUGGGGAGGAAGGAAAGGUAUUGCUCGUAAAACAGAAGGGUGAAUUUAGUGCUGUGGGGACAAAGUGUACUCAUUAUGGGGCACCUUUGGUGUCUGGAGCGUUGGGAGAUGGAAGAGUGAGAUGUCCAUGGCACGGUGCAUGUUUCAAUUUAAAGACUGGAGAUAUUGAAGACUUCCCUGGAUUUGAUUCCUUACCAUGCUACCAAGUCACAGUUACAGAGAAGGGAGAAGUUAAGGUGCGUGCGAAAAUCAAUGACCUGAAAUCAAACAAGAGGACAAAGGAAAUGGGUAUGGCGUCGCCAUGCGACGAGUCUACGGUAGUAAUCGUGGGUGGCGGGCCAUCCGGUGCCACGUGCGCCGAGACACUGCGAAGCGGCGGCUUCAAGGGACGCAUCACAAUCGUCGCCAAAGAGAACUACCUUCCCUACGACAGGAUCAAGGUGUCAAAGAUGGGAACUGUCACGGACAUAGAGAAACUCCAAGUCAGAUCCCAGGAGUACUACCAGGAGGCGAACAUAGACAUAAUUAAAGGCGUAGAAGCGACCAAACUAGAUACGGAGGGCAAACUGGUCCACUUGAGCAACGGCACCAAGUUGCGCUACAGCGCGGUCUACUUGGCGACCGGGUGCAAGCCGCGAGUUCCGGACAUACCCGGCAUUGACUUGAGGAACAUAUUCACCGUGAGGAACUUCGAGGAUUCCGUAAACAUAAUACAGUCGAUCGGCGCGGAAAAGGACAAGGACGUAGUCGUUCUAGGUCUGAGCUUCAUCGGACUGGAAGCGGCCGCCUCCUGCGUCCAGGCGGCCAAGUCUAUGACGGUCGUCGGCAAGGACAGCGAGCCGCUCGGCCAGGUGUUCGGCCCCGAGAUCGGUGGUAGCCUCAGGAGGCUGUUCGAAGAGAAGAACGUCAAGUUCCACUUCGGCACGACGAUCGCCAGAUGCAACGGCGAAGGAGGCGCGAUAAAGUCCGUCGAACUGGCCAACGGCACGACACUACCGGCCGACGUCCUGAUACUGGGCGUGGGGACGACGUAUUACACGGACUUCCUUAAAGAGAGCGGCGUCGAGAUGCGGCCGAACGGCGCGGUCGUGGUCACCGAUAGACUGGAGACCAGCGUGAAGAACGUUUACGCCGGCGGCGAUAUCGCCCACGCGCCGGUUUACGCGCAGGGCGGCGAGCCAAUGAGCAUCGGCCACGUGGGCCUCGCCCAGUACCACGGCCAGGUGGCCGGCCUCAACAUAAUGAAGAAGGAGACGCCGCUCAAAACCGUCCCGUACUUCUGGACGAUGCUGUUCGGCAAGUCUAUCCGGUUCGCCGGCUGCGGCAAACCGGCGAGCACCCAAAUCGAGGGCGACGUGGAAGCCCUGAAGUUCGUCAUGUUCUUCUUCGACAAGUCCGAUAAAGUCAUAGCCGUGGCGUCCUGCAUGAGGGAUCCCGUUGUCUCACAAUUUGCCGAACUUCUAUUUCAAGGUAGAUCUCUGUACAAAAAGGACCUCAAAGAUGAUCCAUUCGCUUGGACGAAAGUUGUUUAU